Molecule: messenger RNA, 6882 nt
Organism: Cladophialophora immunda
Lineage: Eukaryota; Fungi; Ascomycota; Eurotiomycetes; Chaetothyriales; Herpotrichiellaceae
Exons: 2
Coding region: 202-6693 (2163 amino acids)
Source: RefSeq, a predicted model, not a curated record
GUGCCAGCAGACCAGCGCCAAAGUUUCUUACUUUCACCGUUAUACUAGCAUUGUUGAGUUUUAUGUGCUAUUGUUCCUUGUUUGCUCCCUGAAGUCGUGCUGGCUCAUGCUGGAGUAAGCAAAGUGCGUUAUGAGUACUUGGGACUUUCAGUUUGAUUGACAACAUUCCUUGCAAUAAAUCUCCGCAGCGAGGCAUUGACCAUGUCGACCUACUCUGCCAGUUCGCGGGAUGCUUCGCGGGACCGUGCUGAGUCUCGAAUCGUCAAACAUCAACAUUCAUUUUCAGAGUCCGGCAGGAGCUCAGUGCCGAUGUGGGAUAGCUCAGAUCCCGACAGAGCGCCUCCACCACUUCCGCUGAACCCUGGAGUUCCAGGAAGUCCUCUGACUAGAUCUAACACAUCGAAACGGAUUGACGAAGCUGCCGCCCUGAUUGCUGCCAGAGCACGAGAAAAUGCACCCAGUGGCUAUACCAGCAACCCUCCUCCGACGUCACCAGACAGGAAUGUCAUACGAGCGCAAAAUAGGCGUAUGCAGAACCUGCAGAGCCCCGGCAUCAGCAGGCUGAGUGAUUCACUGGAAAGACGAUCACCGGACAAAGGCCUUCGCACGGCAAAGUUCGUGGAUUUCGAGGACUUUCCCAGCAGCAAAACAUCAGAGCGCAGUCCAACGAGACCAAGGUCAGAGACUCCAACACCAACUGAAAGGAACUCGGCAAGGUCAAAAGAUACAGAGAAUACACCGCCUCCAUCGACCAUGUUAGCCUUGCAGACAAUUAGAAAUCGGCAGGAUGCCACGCCUCUUGGUGACAUAACGAAUGGGGCAUCGCCUUCGGUCCCUACAUCCUAUUCCUUUGACGCCCUGUCGAAUCAGAUUCUGAGCCUGACAUCAAUUAUCACAAGCGUUCAAAAAGAGAUGUCGAGCCUGAAUAAAAGAAGCAAAGAUAACUACGGCGACCUCAUGAGCCUCAAGGAGGCCACAACGGCGAGAGACGAAGACAUCCGCAAAAGCCUCAGAGAGCUCAUAUCGGGUCUAGAAAGCAAGUUUACAAAUCUUGACUCUCGGCUACUUGCUGCUCCUCCAGACGCCAGCAGAUCAACUCCCAAUCUAGGUUUGUACUUUGACGAUAAGGCACAUAAUGGCUCUCCACGUCCCAAGAGUCUCGGGCUGCCACGCAUUGGCAGUCCCUCUAGUUUCUCUGCCGCGCUCGACCGAGACUUGACCGCGUCGCCUUCCAUCACAUGUGUUGACGGUGCUGCAAGCAUUGCUCUCCUCGAGAAAGUGCUCAGGGAGAUGGCCACCCGCGAAGGACAAGACAAAAUCAUGAGCACUCUCGAAGCAGUAAAAUCACAAGCUCUUGUUCGAUCGCAUCCAGAUGCCCCUGUUUCAACUGCAUUCGACCCUGCGAUGAUGUCGAAGUUGGAGGAUAUCCUCGUCUUCAUGAAGGACAUGAAGGAGGAAUCUGGAUCACGCGCGCUGGUGCGCUCAAGCGGCCAUGAUGGUAGCAAGGGCCCCUCAAACCUUGACCUUUAUCUUGAAGGGGAAUCAAAGGCGGCCAAAGCAAGAUCGGGUGUGGAAGGGCGGAUUCCGCUAUCGGGCUCCGACUUGGCUAUCGACGACAUUGUUACAAUGUUGAAGAGUGUCAAGCAAUCAUUGGCCCAAGGAGGCGGCCUCACAAAUGAAGUCAAAGUCUUGGUUCGGGAACUACGGGGCGAAGUCUUGGGAAUGGGACGUGAGAUUGCAAAGAAAUUGGAGCAAACGACAUCGCCAACCAAAAAUGCUGGUGCGGAAACACAAGCAGCCAUGAGGGACGAGGUCGCCCUUAUCGUGCAGCAAGGCCUUGCUGAGCUCAAAGAACACAUCCACCACAUUGUUCAAGAAGGUACAAGACUAUCAGCAGAGCAAAAUCGCCCAGCAGUCGAUACGCAGGAAGUCGUGCGGGCAGUCCGUGAUGUCCUCGCAGAACUACCUCAGCCUCGUGAACAGCCAAUUCGAGAUCCGGUUGCCGAACGAGAAGAAUUACUCCUUGCUGUUAGAGAAGCCUGGGAGGACUGCAAACCAGAAAUCGCCCUUGAACAUUUCGGGCUGGAACGAGAUGAGAUCUUGGAGACGUUAAAGGAGGGUCUCAAGUCCUAUCAACCACAACAACCUACUGCAAAAGAUGCCGGGGCCAGUUAUGAAGACGUGCUCGAGGCUGUCAGGAAAGGGCUUGCAGAUUUCGACCUUCCACCCAUCCCAGCGCCAGCUGGAAUCACUCGGGACGAUGUCCUUGCAGCUGUCUGUGAGGGCAUCAAAGGUAUCGAAUGGCCAGACAUGUCUGCGCCUCGGGGGAUAGACAUGGAGCUGACCAAAGAUGACGUCUUCGAGGCUGUGCGAGAAGGACUAGAGCAACACGACACCGUCACAAGAGAUCAAAUAAGUGAUGCGAUCAAAGAUGGCCUUUCUCAACACGAUCGCGUCGCCAAAGAGGUCGAAUUUAACCGCGAGGACCUAUUUGACGCCAUCAAAUCCUGUCUGGAAGGCGAACAGAAUCCCUUAGGAGGAAUGGGAGAACGGGUCAUCGAAGCUAUGCAUGAGUUCCUCGGCAGCAUGAAGAAUGAGUUCCAGCAAUAUUCAGCGGCCAGUGGCAAGGACACGGAACAGGUACUGGAUGCUCUCAAGGAUGGACUUGAAGACCUAAGAGCCGACAUAGAAAGCUAUGUUGACCGCGCUGCCGAUGUCACUGGCAAAGAUGAGAUCAUCGACACGGUCAAGGCUGGAUUUGCUGCAAUGCAAGCGGAUCUCGACAAAGGGUUUGCAGCACGCGGAAAUGGGGCGCCGAACACACCUGAACUGUUGGACGCAAUGGAGAAGGAAUUCGAACAUCUUCGUGAGACCAUCAGCAAAAACAUGGCUAGGAACAAUGCUCUCUCGGAGAAGGACGAGAUCCUCGAUGCUAUUCGUGACAUAGCUGACGACCGGCAAUCGACCCUCAGCAGCAACAGUGAAGACAUUGUGCGCCUGGUCAAGGAGGAAUUGGAGCAUAUGCGCACGACUCUGGCCGGGACCCUCGUCAAAAAUGGCUCUUCACUAGAUCGUGAGGAAGUUCUCGACGCCGUCCGAGAAGGACUUGCCUCGUCUCGUCCGAAGAUCGACGGGAACGAAAGUAUUCUGUCCAAUACUAGUGAGCUGCUUGACGCUUUUCAGGAUGGAGUUGAUGGUAUUCGAGCCGACAUCCAGAAAUUGACCGAUCGCCCGGUUGACCUCAGCGCAAGCUACGAAAUCCUCGAUGCGCUCAAAACGGGGAUUGAGGAUGUCCGAGCAGAUAUUUCGAGACUUCAAGAGAAACACACUGACGAAUCCGACACCGCCACCGCCCGCGGACAGGAGAUGGUGAUACACGACCAGAGCCGCAUCUCUACCGAAAUCGAAGGUUUGAAGGUGAUGAUCACACAGCUGAGAAUCAAAGUCGAAGCGCUAGACGGAAUGGCUGGACCACCGCCUAUGACGGAUGCUCGAAUACACAAAGACGACAUGAAUGAGCUCCAAGAUGCCAUCCAACAAGUCCAGGAGUCUAUCGACCGAUCCCAUUCUACUGAGACUCGAAUCCACAAAGAUGAUCUGGAGGGUUUGUAUGCCGCCAUCGACCAUGUUACCAAUGCUGUUAAUCAUGUUCGAGAUGCACCUCAGCCAGAACUGAUCAUGCCAGAGAAUGCUGCAUCGAAAGAGGACACCGAAGCCAUCGAAACACUCCUGAGAAACAUCAAGGCUAGAAUCGAUGAGACCCUAUCGCCGGAAUCUGAGCCCCUGGCCAAAUCGAGUCAGAUCGAUGCCUUGGAGUAUGCCCUCAAGGAAAUGAAGGUAGUGGUCGACGAAGCCAGCGAACGGGCUGCCGAACCAACCAACAGAGAAGAUUUCACAUUGAUCGAGUUGAUGUUGAAAGACGUUCAGAGCAGCAUAGAAGAGGUCAGGUCCAAGGUAGAGGAACCCAAGACCGAACACGGUGGUCUCGAGAAGUCCGAUCUGGAAGUAGUUGAAUCACUGUGCCUGGACAUCAAGACCCAGAUUGAGAGUAUCAAACCGCCCGAUCUUGGCUCUCUCCCGUGCAAAGGCGAUAUCGCCGACGUGAAAAAUGACCUCAAAGCAUUUCGGGAGCAAUUAGAGGCCGACAACGGUCUCACUGCGCAAGCAUUUGAAGCCAGAAAGAUUGAGCACGGAGGCUUGGCCACGAAAAUCGACGACGUCAAAAAUAUCAUCGGCGACCUCCGGGACGAACUCAUCGGCAAGGUGGAAGGGAGCGCAGAGGGAAUUGUGGAACUGAACAAAGUACUUGGAAUGCACCAUGACGAUAUGAGCAAAUACGCCACUGCAGCAAGUAUCGAGGAAAUGUCCAGCAUGAUCAAAGACGAACUCGAACGGCAUAUGGACCAUCACUCUACCAUUAAAGCACAGAUGGAAGAGCGAGAUGCCACGCUGUUCACCAAGCACGAGGAGACGGGUGCGGAACUCAAAUCUGUGCUUGAGGAUAAAUUCAGUGCGCUGAUGACCAAGUACGAUGACGCUCAGCUCGCCAGCGACGCCAAACUGAGUUCGCUAGAAGACCGAGACAGCGCACAUCUGGAAGCCACCAACAGUACGAAAGCGGUUGUGGACGAUCUCAAAUCACUCAUGGACACAUUGGGGACAACAGUCGCAGAAACUUGUGAGCGCGUCUCGGAAGACUCGAAAAUCGUUUUUGGUUCGAUCGAAGAGACCAAUUCGAAGGUGGACAACCUCCACACGGCCAAUGCCUUCGAACAUGGGGUGACUCGGGAAGAAAUUGCGAAGACAUUGGCCGCAGCAACAAGGCUUGAGGGCAGUCUGUCAGACCACCAACCGGCGGUACUAUCUGCAAUUCAGGAAGUCCUUGGAGUGGUGACCCAGCACUACGAGCAUUCGCAACAGCAAACAGAGAGCUUUGCACGAGCAACGGAAGAGAUCAAAUCCGGCGUAGACUCCAUUCCAGCAGCUAUACCACCCUUAUUGCCAGCACUGCCCGCUACAGAAAUGAUCAGGGACAUACCUGCCCAAAAAGAAUACGACGACAGUGAGCUGCACGAUAAGUUGGACACUCUUCUCUCCCAUGCCAACUCCACGAAGGACGUCAGCGAGUUACAUGACAAGCUAGACACCUUGCUCUCCCAAUCGACCUCGUCGACGGCAAUUAGUGAGGUCCAGGACAAGCUGGACACCCUGCUAUCCCAUGCCGACUCGGCGAAGAACACCACUGAGUUGCAUGACAAGCUAGAUACACUUGUUUCGCAUGCGAGCGUGGCGAAGGAGAUGUUUGCAGCGCUGGAGGACCAUCAGAAGGAGACGCGAGACUCCCUUGGUAACCUUCGGAAGCUUGACGAGAUUCACGAACAAGUCAUGUCUACCGCGGCCGAGAUUGCAGGUAUGGUGACCACCCAGGCGAGACUGAUGGGGGAGCACCAUGACUCCAAAGUUGCCGAGGCGACGGAGGCAGCGAUCGCCCUGGAGAAGCGAACGGCUCAAAAGGAGAAGGUUGAGGCUGAUAUUGUUUCCCUGAACGAAGAGAAGAAUUCUCUCUUGGAGUCGAUGGCAACGUUGAGGCGAGAGCAAGAGCAGCUCAUUGGACAGACAAAGAAAUUGACUCGGGACGUGGCCAAGCUGGAGACGGCGCUGCAAAUCCGACAAGACGAAAUGCGCGAGAUGAAUGCCAGAGCAGAGAUCCUUGAGCGUCGCAUCCUUGAAGGACUUGUGAACCAAGCUCGAGCGGUCAAGACAUCCUCCAGGACUAUCAACAGAUCUAGAAUCAGCCCGGCCGAACGCGAUGCGUCAAUGAGUCUCAAGCGUGUCCCAAGCACCACUAGCACAGCAACAGCCAGAACUUCCAUCAAAGGCGGGAAGUCGGCCAUCGGCAGCGCCGUUGGUACAGCCUUGAAAAAGAGGACGCCACUCACUUCAAAUUCCAAGGCGGCAUCGACUCCAAGAACAUCUACCGUUGAUCGGCGCAUUCUUAGCACCAGCCAUGUCACUGGUAACCGUGGUCGAAACACGCCUGAUAUGGCUUUGAUGCUCGCUCCUGUGCCUAAAUCAACAGGGCUUGUCAGUCUCAAACGCAGCCAGUCUGUGAAGAGUAACCCUAGCAGUUACCUCAACGGUCGCAAAGCCAGCUGGAAUGGUGCCCCAACGGAGUUGACGGACAAAGAGAACUUUGGCGAUGACCACGAUGAGAGUGAUGAUGACGACCACAGCGAAACAAGCACCGAGAGGAGGACCAGCUAUGGUACGAGCGUCAUGUACACCGACAGCAUGACGUAUGGCACAGGAAGCACGUUGAGUGGAGACAGUAGGCGGUCGGCAAGCUGUGGUAGCAGCAUUGUCGGGACGGUCAAUGGGCAGACGGACAGCAUCGCCGAGGAGGAUGAGGAACAAGAGACGGACGAGAAUACCCACACGGCCAUGGUCCUCCACAAUGGCCAAGCUGCUGACGACCAUCAAAACAAUGCAAUCCAACAGGGCUCGAUGGCACUGACCACCAUGGACGGAUCACACAGUCCCAUUCUCGAAGCAGAAACGAUGUCUGAUCUGCAGCCCCCACCAACCAUUACCGAGGAAGGGAUGAAGUACCACGGCAGUGACAGCGGACUAGGUACUGAGCCGUUGACAGCAGGCUCGGAAGGCCGUAAUGACUACUUUCAGAUGACGGCGUAGGAUAUGAGAAGUGAGAGAGAAAGGAAAUGAGAGGCUGGCGUUCUGGAGUUUUUGCUGUCGAAGUGUUUCUUGGCUAGAUAGUCCGAUGCAGGAUAGUGAGCGUUCAGCGAGUAGUGCAACACAGUGCCCGAGACGGGAUGAUGACGGAUUAAGUAUCGAGAUACUCAAUAUGGACAUUGAUUGACCUGG